AUGUGUGGCCAUGUGCAUAAAUUGCUUCUGCUUGUGCUUUUUGUGGGAGCCUUUGGAGCCGAGGAGGACCCGGCGCUCUGUAAAAUGAUGGGGAGCUCAGCAUUUCCUCUGUUAUCUAAAGAAGGAGAUAUCACAAUCGGAGGAGCUUUCUCUAUCCACAGCCAAGUUUCGACUCCUUCACUCUCCUUUAUUAAUACUCCAGAACCACUAACAUGCUCCAGGUAAAUACUGUUAUAUAAUGUUUAUAUACAUUAUAUAAUGUCUCGGGUAAAACUUUUGGUUUCUUAGAAAUCUGUUUUCACUUUCAGGAUAAAUUUCAGAGAGUUUCGUUUUGCUCAAACAAUGAUUUUUGCCAUCGAGGAGAUCAACAACAGCAGCUCUCUGCUGCCUAAUAUUUCAGUUGGUUAUAAGCUUUUUGACACCUGUGGUUCAACGCUGCCUUCUACACGUGCAGCGAUGGGUUUACUGAACAGGCAAGAUGAGACGUCAAGGAGAAACUGCUCCAGCCAGUCAUCGGUUCAGGCUGUUAUCGGGGCCUCUGAGUCUUCUUCAACAAUUGUGAUGCUACAAAUUUUAGGGAUUUUCCAAGUACCAAUGGUAAAUAUUUGGAUUAAUAAUGUUUUUUAAUUUUUUCUUUGAGGUUUUAUCUGACUUUAUUUGACUUUGUUUUAGGUGAGCGCAAAGUUCAAGGUCGAGAGUCUCUAACAGCAAAUCUGUUGUAUUUUGUUUCUUAAUAAUCUGGUGUUCGUCUCUGUUGCCCUCCUUUCCUUUGUCUUUAGAUAAGCCACUUUGCCACGUGUGCUUGCUUAAGUAACAGAAAGCAGUACCCUACCUUCUUCAGAACCAUACCCAGCGACUUCUACCAGAGCAGAGCUUUGGCUAAACUGGUAAAACACUUUGGCUGGACCUGGGUUGGCGCAGUUAGAAGUGACAACGAUUAUGGAAACAACGGCAUGGCAACUUUUAUAAAAGCAGCAAAUCAGGAAGGAGUCUGUGUUGAGUACUCUGAAGCUAUCUCAAGGACCGCUGACCGCAGUGAUCAAGUUGCAAGAGUUGUCAAAGUGAUCAAGACCGGCAGUGCAAGAGUUUUAAUCGCCUUCCUCGCCCAGGCUGAGAUGAAUAUUCUGCUUGAAGAAGCUCUGAAGCAGAACUUAACCGGACUUCAAUGGGUGGGCAGUGAGUCUUGGAUUACAGCAGGUCAUCUGGCUACUAAGAGGUACUCAGGAAUCCUGAUGGGGUCUCUGGGCUUCACCCUGAGAAAGACAAAGAUAACAGGCUUGCAAGAGUUUCUUUUACAGGUUAACCCAAGUCAGGAUCCUCAGAAUGAUCUGCUCAGAGAGUUUUGGGAAGAGACAUUCAGCUGCAGUUUUAGUCAUCGUCAGACAGCCUGCUCUGGCUCUGAGAGACUACAGGAUGUUAUUAACAAUCCUUUUACAGAUGUGUCAGAGUUAAGGAUAUCAAAUAAUGUGUAUAAGGCCGUGUAUGCAGUGGCUCAUGCAAUGCACAACAUGUUAAAAUGUGGACAAAGUGGUGAAGCCUGUGUUUGGACCGAUGAUUUUGAGCCACAACAGGUAAAAACUGACUUUAAAGUAGAGUAUUGAAAUUAAGUAAUAUUUCCCUUUAUUUUAUGCUUUUGAAUAUUGUUCUGUCUACAGGUUUUGAAACACUUGCAAGAGGCUAAUUUUACUCUUCAGUCAGGAGAAAGACAAUAUUUUGAUGAAAAUGGAGACCCUGCAGCGACCUAUGAGCUGGUGAACUGGCAGAAAAGCCAAGCAGGGGAUACCGUGUUUGUGGCUGUAGGGAGCUACGAUGCUUCACUACCAAAUGGAAAGCAGUUUACAAUGAAUGGAAUAAAUAUAGCUUGGGCUGCAGGAUCCCCAAAGGUGAUGCAUAUGUUAUCUGUAGCAGAUUUAUCAUUAUUAAGAUUUAUGUGCCAAGUGUAGACUCUCGGUGUAAAGUCAAAAAAAUUGAAGCUGAUUAAAUAAAACAGAUUAAAUUGGGUUGCAGGAGGAUAAACUGUGAACUGAGGAGUUGUGGUGUCGUUACAGAGGCCAAAGUCUGUCUGCAGUGAGAGCUGUCUGCCAGGUUUCCGUCAGGCUGUGAUUAAAGGGAAACCCAUCUGCUGCUUCUCAUGCAUCCCCUGUGCUGCUGGAGAGAUCAGCAACUCCACCAGUGAGUAUCGCAGCUUUCCCGACAUCAAUUUAACCCGUACAAAUAACACAGUCAAGUUCUCGAACUCUGCUCGCACACAUUAACAAACACACCGGUGUGUUUCUUUCAGGUUCUGCAGAGUGUUCGCAGUGUCCCAUGGAGUACUGGUCAAAUGAAGAUAAUAGCAAGUGUAUCCCAAAGGUGAUUGAGUUCCUCUCAUAUGGAGAAACCAUGGGCGCCCUCCUUGCUUCUUUCUCAUUGUUUGGAGCUGGUUUAACUCUGGUGGUAUCAUGCAUCUUCCUACGGUUUCGUCACACUCCUCUUGUCAAAGCCAGUAACUCUGAGCUGAGCUUCCUGCUGCUUUUUUCUUUAACUCUGUGUUUCUUGUGCUCGCUCACAUUCAUAGGCAAGCCCACUGAGUGGUCCUGUAUGCUGAGACACACAGCCUUUGGCAUCACCUUUGCCCUCUGCAUGUCUUGUAUCCUGGCAAAAACCAUAGUAGUGGUAAAUGCUUUCAGAGCCAAUAGGCCAUCAAACACAGUCCCUCAGUGUUCAGCUGCACUUCAGAGAGCGAGUGUCCUUAGCUGUACUUCGCUUCAAGUGUUAGUUUGUUUGCUGUGGUUGACUCUUUCUCCCCCUUACCCUUACAAAAAUACAGCCUACAGCACUGAGAGGAUUAUUUUGGAGUGUGAUGUAGGUUCACCUGUAGGGUUCUGGGGGGUUUUGGGAUAUAUUGGACUCCUGGCUGCGCUCUGCUUGAUCCUCGCUUUUCUGGCUCGAAAGCUGCCCGAUAAUUUUAAUGAAGCUAAAUUCAUCACCUUCAGCAUGCUGAUUUUCUGUGCAGUCUGGGUCAGUUUUAUCCCAGCUUAUGUCAGCUCUCCUGGGAAGUUCACCGUAGCUGUGGAGAUAUUUGCUAUUCUGGCCUCCAGCUUUGGUUUACUCUUUUGUAUAUUUGCCCCGAAAUGUUAUAUUUUGUUACUAAAACCAGAGAAAAAUACCAAAAAACAUAUGAUGGGGAGAAACUAA
Molecule: messenger RNA, 3177 nt
Organism: Xyrichtys novacula (pearly razorfish)
Lineage: Eukaryota; Metazoa; Chordata; Actinopteri; Labriformes; Labridae
Source: the annotation of a GenBank genome assembly